GAAUCCUAUCUUCUCUCCUUCACACAUUACACACAACUCAAAUAAGCAGAGCUAUAAGCUAAGCUAUUCGACUAUUCAUUAUAAUCCAUAUUUCUAAAUCAAUGGCGGCAACAGCAGAAGCACCUAUUUAUGGGGAUAUCUUAGAGGCAAUAUUCUCGCACGUGCCACUAAUCCAUCUCGUACCGGCUUAUCACGUGUCAAGGGCAUGGAACCACGCUGUAUCCUCCUCCCUGGCACACGUUAACCCCAUCAAGCCAUGGCUCACGAUCCUCACACAGAGUAAACGUGAUCCUCACGUGACAGCCACUUACGCCUACGACCCCCGCUCGCGCGUCUGGAUUGAAAUGAAUCUUCAACCGUCGAUCGAGCACGCCUCCGCCGUCCAAUCAUCCCAAUCAACUCUGCUCUACACGCUAACCCCCGCGGGCUUCGCCUUCACGGAUAGUGAAGGUGCGUUCCGCGUCUCCUGGCACAACGCGCCAGCACCGAGCGUGUGGCGCACCGACCCAGUCGUAGCGCGCGUGGGUAAUCGCGUUGUGGUAGCUGGAGGCGCGUGCGAUUUUGAGGACGACCUACACGCGGUGGAAGUCUACGACAUGGAGGCACGCGCUUGGAACACGAGCCAGUCCAUGCCUGAGCUACUGAAGGGAUCUGCAGGGUCCACGUGGCUCUCAGUCGCCGUUGUCGGUGACAAGAUGCUGGUGACGGAGAAAAAGUCCGGCGUGACUUUUUCGUUUGAUCCAUUUUCUGACACGUGGAACGGACCGUACGAUCUUCGCCCGGAUCAGAAUGUGUUCUAUUGCCUCACCGGAAUCCUAGCGGGGAAAUUGACGGUGGCCGGGGUGAUGAGUGGCGCGGAAAACUCGAAGAGAGUGAAAUUGUGGUCCGUGGAAGGGGAACUAGGUUCGGGUUCGGGCUUUUGGUUCGAGGAAGUGGGAGAGAUGCCGAAUGAGAUGGCGGAGAAGGUCAUGAGAGGUUGGGAUUUUGGUUCGGUGGUAGUGACUUGGGUUGGGAAUUUUGCUUACGUUAUGAACCCGGUUAAACCGGAGGAGGUGGUGGUUUGUGAGGUCGGGGCCAGGUGCGAGUGGUGGAGCGUGAGGAACGUUGCUGCGGGGGAUUUGACGAAGAGAAUGGUGGUUAGUGGCGGUGGCGUAAGCUUACAGGAGGUGCAGCGGGCGGUGGUUACGGAGAAUCCAAGAUUCUGCAUGAAGCUAGUGUGAGUUUCUGGUUGUGAAAGAAACUUGAAAAGUUGUGGCUUGUGAGUUGCGCGUGAUCUUAUCAGAGUGAUGUGACUUGCACGUGACCUAGGUGCAAGAAUUCCGAAUUCACUCAAUUCAGAGUGGUUUGCGUGAUUAAUAAUCUUAUCUCUUUGUUGUUGGUGCUUUGGAUAGAAUUGGUCAAGUGCUUAUCUUCUAUCUACAUUCUAGCCACUCGCUUAUGUAUUGCAAUUUACUCUUUGAAAGUGAUCGAUUGCAUCAA
Arachis duranensis is the source of this 1479-nucleotide messenger RNA. RefSeq names its product F-box/kelch-repeat protein At1g23390. The coding region runs from base 102 to 1220 and encodes 372 amino acids. Lineage: Eukaryota; Viridiplantae; Streptophyta; Magnoliopsida; Fabales; Fabaceae. Gene Ontology annotation, biological process: proteasome-mediated ubiquitin-dependent protein catabolic process. Gene Ontology annotation, cellular component: cytosol; nucleus. The transcript has a single exon. The record is from RefSeq and is a predicted model, not a curated record. Gene Ontology annotation, molecular function: protein binding.